Molecule: messenger RNA, 991 nt
Organism: Stegodyphus dumicola
Lineage: Eukaryota; Metazoa; Arthropoda; Arachnida; Araneae; Eresidae
Product: zinc finger protein 54-like
Source: RefSeq, a predicted model, not a curated record
AACUUAAUUUAAAAUGUGUUUAAAUUACAUUUUUAAUUAUUAUUUUUAUAAAAGUAAUGAAGCUUAUUGUUUUUAACGUUUCUAAUAAUUAUUUAAUGCACUUUCUGUAGUAGGUAUUUAAAGAUAGUUUAUUGAUUUUUGUCCAUUUUUGCCUAGCAGAUUUCUGAAAAUUUUCUCGUGCAUAAAUAUGCCAUGCCUUUGAUGAAAAAUUAUUCAUUAUUUUGUUAUAUAUUUACAAUUUUAGAUUUCUCGAGGUUUGGAAUAGACGAUAUUCCUUUAGAGGUUUUACCAUUUCUGAAGCAAAGACCUGAAUUGACAAUUAUGAAACAAGGUGAAAAAACUAAAAAGAACCUUUAUCAGUGUGAAAUUUGUCCAUAUGAAACAAGUUCUCAACAACUUUUUCAAAAUCAUCGUGAAGAUCAUCAGUCAUCUAAAGCCCAGCCUUGUAAUCAGUGUGGCAUGGUGUUCAAAAAUCUUAGUAAACUCCGUGCUCAUAUGCACUGUCAUGAAAUGGAUAAGCAUUAUGUUUGUAUGUACUGUGAGAAAAAAUUUACACGUCAGUCAUCUCUGAAGGUUCAUAUGAAGACUCAUUUUCACUCAGAAAGUUGUCAUGUGUGUAAGAAAAGUUUUAAUAAUGCUUCUGCCUUGAAGAAGCAUAUGAUGACAAUGCAUAAACAACAACAAAUUGAGAAUUUUCAGAAGUAAAUUGUUCCUUGCAUAUCUCCAGUUUUGAUAUUAUAUAUAUUAACUGAUUGUAACUGUAUAAAACUGAAUUGCGUAAAUGUCAUUAUUAAGUUUCUUGAACAAAAAUGGUGAAUUUUUAUAAAAAUGCUUUGCAUAUUUGAUGUUUUUGUUCCAAGUACCAACUGAAAUAAAUGUACUAAAAUCUUUGUAUAAAAUGCAUAGGUAUUGAAGUUUGUUUGUAUUUCAGUUUUGUGCCAUUAUAAAGUAAUAGAACUAUCCAAUAAAAAUUUAUUAAGGAAAAUGUCAA